UAAUGCAACAUUGCAACUAGACCACAACUUUGGAAUUGUUAUACUAUCUUUAUCUCUAUCUUUUUUUCUCUCAAAUGGCUGAUGAAGAAACCAAAAGCUUAAAAUGGGAAGGCAAAGCUACUACAGAGCUAAAAACCACAAAAGCACAACAAGUGUUUCCACUCCUAGAAGACUUUUGCAAUAUUCACAAAUGGCUUCCAGCCCUUGAAACAUGCACCCAUGUUCAAGGAGUUGAUGGCAAACCGGGUCUUGUACGCCACUGCACUUUCAAAACAAUUAAUCAGGAUGAGCCUGCUAAGUGGUGUUAUGAGACACUUUUGUCCUUGGACCCCGUUAAACAGAGUAUAAGCUACAAAGUGACUGAGAACACAUUGGGUUUAAGUUCUUAUGUAGCCGAGUUAAAAGUUAUCGAAAUCAACGAUAAUGGAUGCAAGAUGGAGUGGUGGUUCACGGCUGAUCCGAUGGAAGAAAUGACAUUGGAGGGUCUUACUGGUUAUAUUGAUUCGCUUUUGAAAGCCAUGGCUGAGACCAUUGAAAAUGAGCUCAAAUGAGCUAGCUACUACGAGUAAUUAAUUAAGUGUAUGAAUAAUGUUUACAUGUUAUAAUAUUGAUGAUUGUGGCAGCUUCCUCCUCUAUAUAUGUUUGUAAUAAAAGUUGUUUCCAAUCUUGUUCAA
Messenger RNA from Erigeron canadensis, 674 nucleotides. RefSeq names its product lachrymatory-factor synthase-like. The coding region runs from base 75 to 551 and encodes 158 amino acids. The transcript has a single exon. The record is from RefSeq and is a predicted model, not a curated record. NCBI's taxonomy places the organism in Eukaryota, Viridiplantae, Streptophyta, Magnoliopsida, Asterales, Asteraceae.